CUACGACAAGAUCCAUACUCUCUAGCGUACUGCUACAGAGACUACAUGGAGAAGCACCCAAUGCGGCGCCGACUGGGUGACCGGCAAUACUUCAACAACUACUACGAGAACCUUCUAGCUAACCAGCCAGAGCCUGAUCCCGACGCUACAGACGACCGUUCACGUGCGAUACGGUAUGCGAAAGAGCACUAUGAGUGCUACUAUGAGAUCAGGGACAUCGCGCGCAUCGUCGGAUGGCUGGAUGAG
Molecule: messenger RNA, 246 nt
Organism: Macroventuria anomochaeta
Lineage: Eukaryota; Fungi; Ascomycota; Dothideomycetes; Pleosporales; Didymellaceae
Exons: 1
Source: RefSeq, a predicted model, not a curated record